AUAGACAUAUAUCUCCCUGCGUCCGCUUCCAAGUUGGGCACAUAUAAUAAACUCUGAAUUGAAUCGGUAAUCGUAAUCCCUAUGGGCGCCUGCUUGUCGUGCUCCCCAGCUUCCGUCCCUCCUCCUCCGGCUACUCCCACCGCGAAAGUGAUCUCUUUAGAGGGCAAUCUCCGGGAGUACCCUGCUCCCAUCUCCGUUUCCCGCGUUCUUCAAACCGAAAACCCCUCUUCCUCCACCUCCGAUUCCUUUCUUUGCAACUCCGACAGCCUGUACUACGACGAUUUCAUUCCCCCGAUGCCCCUCGACGACCAGCUUCUGGCCAGUCAGAUCUAUUUCCUUCUUCCUUCCUCCAAGCUCCGCCAGCGAUUGAGCGCCUCCGACAUGGCCGCCAUGGCCCUCAAAGCCAGCCUCGCCCUCCAAAAUGCUUCCUCUAAAGACCCCCUCUUGCGUAAGAAGGGUCGUAUUUCUCCCCUCCUCAUCCCCAACCCCACCUCCGACUCCCACUCCGACUCGGACUCCAACCUCGCCCCCUCCGACUCCAAGAAGAAUAAUGGCGUCCCCGUUCCCAUCCCCAUCCCCAUCCCCGAAUCCUCUUCCGUUAGAAAAUUGCAGAAAUUGACAUCCAGAAGGGCAAAAAUGGCGGUUCGUUCCUUUAAACUCAAAUUGAGCACCAUCUAUGAAGGCACCGUUCUCUAGGGACUAGGGAUUCCAGCCUCCCAUUUUUUUGGGCGCAUACAUACAAUUCUCCUAUGUAAAGAAACAAAAUUGGAGAAGCUAAGAGGGUUAGAUGGAUGUGUAACUUUCUUUUCAUUCUGACUUCCGAGAUCCAAUUUUUCAAUGUUAAUGAAUUGAAGUAAGAGGGAAUUAUCCACUUCCGAUCGAGAAAUUCCAAAUUCGAUCCAUAUUAUUGGGGGCGUCCAGCUGCUUGUGUUUUUUGUGUAUGUCCACAUUAAUUGGAGGAGAGGGCGAGAAGAAGAAGGAGCGGCAAAGGGCGGAGGGCGGGGGUGGCAACCUAAUUAAAUAUUGUUAAUGCAAGUCAGAGUCAGAGGGCGAGCGGUACAUGGGAUUGGAUUUCAAAUGUGAAGGCGGAACCGGAAGAAGACAGAAUGUGAAGCCCCGCAGCGCAGCCAAAGUUGAUGGAUCUGAGUUUGAAACCAAAGGCUGUUUUUCCACCACACAAACUCUCAAAUCUCAGUUCUCUUAUGUUUUAUGUAAAUUCUAUGUUGUUUCCUUGCAUGGAGAUGCCCAAAUCUAAUUCCUUUUUCCAUCCUAUUUCAUUAAUAAAAAGUCAAACCAACAACUACCUAAGCUAACCUAACCUGUACAUGCAUUAUGAUUGAUGCAAAUGCAUGCCUAUUUGGUAUCAGGUAUAAUUUUUCAUGUACUGGAGUGGAGACAUACAAUAACUGGAAAUGUGGAUUUAUUUGGAUA
This is a messenger RNA of Momordica charantia (bitter melon), 1431 nucleotides long. Its product is annotated as poly polymerase. NCBI's taxonomy places the organism in Eukaryota, Viridiplantae, Streptophyta, Magnoliopsida, Cucurbitales, Cucurbitaceae. The record is from RefSeq and is a predicted model, not a curated record.